Dromaius novaehollandiae (emu) is the source of this 3521-nucleotide messenger RNA. RefSeq names its product zinc finger protein 653-like. Gene Ontology annotation, molecular function: transcription coregulator activity. Gene Ontology annotation, cellular component: nucleus. The record is from RefSeq and is a predicted model, not a curated record. Gene Ontology annotation, biological process: regulation of transcription by RNA polymerase II. The transcript has 5 exons. Bases 111 to 656 code for a protein of 181 amino acids. NCBI's taxonomy places the organism in Eukaryota, Metazoa, Chordata, Aves, Casuariiformes, Dromaiidae.
AGCAGGACGGGGCCUUGGGGCUGAAGGAGGAGGAGCCGCCCCCCCCCGCGGCCAUCGGCGCCCCCCCGGAGCCGGCGGCCCCCCCCCCCGAGGAGGCUGACGGCGGCGGCAUGUCGGCCAUCAUCUACGAGAUCCCCAAGGAGCCCGAGCGACGCCGCCGCAGCAAGCGGGGCCGCGGGCCCGACGCCGACGGCCUCCUGGAGAUGUUCCACUGCCCCUACGAGGGCUGCGGCCAGGUCUACGUGGCCCUCAGCAGCUUCCAGAACCACGUCAACCUCGUGCACCGCAAGGGCAAGACCAAAGCGUGCCCCCACCCCGGCUGCGGCAAGAAGUUUUACCUCUCCAACCACCUCCGGCGCCACAUGAUCAUCCACUCGGGCGUCCGCGAGUUCACGUGCGAGACGUGCGGGAAGUCCUUCAAGCGCAAGAACCACCUCGAGGUGCACCGGCGGACCCACACCGGCGAGACCCCCCUCCAGUGCGAGGUGUGCGGGUACCGGUGCCGGCAGCGCGCCUCGCUCACGUGGCACAUGCAGAAGCACGGGGCGCCGGCCCGCUACCGCUUCCCCUGCGAGCGCUGCGGCAAGCGCUUCGAGCGCCUCGACAGCGUCAAGUUCCACGCGCUCAAGAGCCACCCCGAGCCCCGCGGCACCUGACCGGCCCCCCCGGGACCCCCCCGGCCCUACGGCACCCCCCCGGCACCCAUGGGACCCCCAGGACCCCCCCCCGCGGCGAGCGCUUCGAGCGCCUCGACAGCGUCAAGUUCCACGCCCUCAAGAGCCCCCCCGAGCCCCGCGGCACCUGACCGGCCCCCCCGGGACCCCCCCGGCCCUACGGGACCCCCCCGGCACCCAUGGGACCCCCAGGACCCGCCCCCCGCGGCGAGCGCUUCGAGCGCCUCGACAGCGUCAAGUUCCACGCCCUCAAGAGCCACCCCGAGCCCCGCGGCACCUGACCGGCCCCCCCGGGACCCCCCCGGCCCCACGGGACCCCCCCGGCACCCAUGGGACCCCCAGCACCCCCCCCCCGGCGGCAAGCGCUUCGAGCGCCUCGACAGCGUCAAGUUCCACGCCCUCAAGAGCCCCCCCGAGCCCCGCGGCACCUGACCGGCCCCCCCGGGACCCCCCGGCCCUACGGGACCCCCCCGGCACCCAUGGGACCCCCAGGACCCCCCCCCCGCGGCGAGCGCUUCGAGCGCCUCGACAGCAUCAAGUUCCACGCCCUCAAGAGCCACCCCGAGCCCCGCGGCACCUGACCGGCCCCCCGGGCCCCCCCCGGCCCCGCGGCACCCCCCCAGCACCCAUGGGACCCCCAGGACCCCCCCCCCCGCGGCGAGCGCUUCGAGCGCCUCGACAGCGUCAAGUUCCAUGCGCUCAAGAGCCACCCCGAGCCCCGCGGCACCUGACCGGCCCCCCCGGGCCCCCCCCGGCCCCACGGGACCCCCCCGGCACCCAUGGGACCCCCAGCACCCCCCCCAGCCCCACGGGAGCCCCCUGAGCCCCCCAGGGGCCCCCACAGCCAGUCCUGACUCCCAUGGGGGCCCCCCCGAGCCCCGCGGCACCUGACCGGCCCCCCCGGGCCCCCCGGCCCUACGGGACCCCCCCGGCACCCAUGGGACCCCCAGGACCCCCCCCCGCGGCAAGCGCUUCAAGCGCCUCGACAGCGUCAAGUUCCACGCGCUCAAGAGCCCCCCCGAGCCCCGCGGCACCUGACCGGCCCCCCCGGGCCCCCCCCGGCCCUACGGGACCCUCCCGGCACCCAUGGGACCCCCAGCACCCCCCCAGCCCCACGGGAGCCCCCUGAGCCCCCCGGGGGCCCCCACAGCCAGUCCUGACUCCCAUGGGGGCCCCCCCGAGCCCCGCGGCACCUGACCGGCCCCCCCGGGACCCCCCCGGCCCUACGGGACCCCCCCGGCACCCAUGGGACCCCCGGGACCCCCCCCCUGCGGCAAGCGCUUCGAGCGCCUCGACAGCGUCAAGUUCCACGCGCUCAAGAGCCACCCCGAGCCCCGCGGCACCUGACCGGCCCCCCCGGGACCCCCCCGGCCCUACGGGACCCCCCCGGCACCCAUGGGACCCCCAGCACCCCCCCCAGCCCCACGGGAGCCCCCUGAGCCCCCCGGGGGCCCCCACAGCCAGUCCUGACUCCCAUGGGGGCCCCACGACCCCCCCUGAGCCCCCCCCGGGCCCCCCCCCGGCCCCACAGCACCCCCCCGGCACCCAUGGGACCCCCAGCACCCCCCCCAGCCCCACGGGAGCCCCCUGAGCCCCCCAGGGGCCCCCACAGCCAGUCCUGACGCCCAUGGGGGCACCCCCGAGUCCCGUGGCACCUGACCGGCCCCCCCGGGCCCCCCCCCCGGCCCUACGGCACCCCCCCGGCACCCAUGGGACCCCCGGGACCCCCCCCAGCCCCACGGGAGCCCCCUGAGCCCCCCGGGGGCCCCCACAGCCAGUCCUGACUCCCAUGGGGGCCCCACGACCCCCCCUGAGCCCCCCCCGGGCCCCCCCCCGGCCCCACAGCACCCCCCCGGCACCCAUGGGACCCCCAGCACCCCCCCCAGCCCCACGGGAGCCCCCUGAGCCCCCCAGGGGCCCCCACAGCCAGUCCUGACGCCCAUGGGGGCACCCCCGAGUCCCGUGGCACCUGACCGGCCCCCCCGGGCCCCCCCCCCGGCCCUACGGCACCCCCCCGGCACCCAUGGGACCCCCGGGACCCCCCCCAGCCCCACGGGAGCCCCCUGAGCCCCCGGGGGCCCCCACAGCCAGUCCUGACUCCCAUGGGGGCCCCACGACCCCCCCUGAGCCCCCGCAGGGCCCCCCCCGGCCCCACAGCACCCAUGGGACCCCCAGGACCCCCCCCAGCCCCACGGGAGCCCCCUGAGCCCCCCGGGGGCCCCCACAGCCAGUCCUGAAUCCCAUGGGGGCCCCCUGCGUCCCGUGGCACCUGACCGGGACCCCCCCGGGGUCCCCCCCAGCACCACGGACCCCCAUGAGCCCCCCCGGGACCCCCCCCAGCCCCACGGGGGGCCCCACGGCACCCCCUGAGCCCCAUAGGGUCCCCCCCAGCCCCAUGGCACCCCCAGGGCCCCCCCCAGCCAGUCCUGACCCCCCCCCGGGGGGCCCCCCCAGCCCCACGGGGCCUCCAGGGCACCCCAAGGCCCCCAUGGGGCACCCUGCCCCCCCCAGCUGCCCCCCCCCACCCCAGGGGCGCUGCUGGGGCCCCCAGUCCCCCCCCCGAGCCCCCCCGGGGGCACCCGCAGCACCUGAGGGGCACCCAGCACCCGCCCCCCCCCCCCGGGCCCCCCAAUCUGCCCCACAGCACCCCAACCCCCCCCCCGGGGUGCCCCCCCCCCCCGGGGUCCCCCCACCCCCUUAUUUAUUUCCCACUCUCUGCCCCCCCCCCCGGGGGGUUGUCGGACCGCGGGGGGGCCCCAGCUCUGCCCUGGGGGGGGGGACGGACCCCAACCCCCCCCCGGGGCCCCCCCAACCCCCCCCGGCUCCAUUAAAGCGACACUACUUUUA